AUGUCUCUUCAUUGCAUCCAAGGGGAAAGCCCACGGGAGAAUGAAGCCGCCACCAGGGACUUUUUGACUCUAGAAGAGGAAACGGUGACCUUCAGGGAUGUGGCUUUGGACUUCACCUGGGAGGAGUGGGGAUGCUUGAGUCUUGCUCAGAGGCAGCUCUACAGAGAUGUGAUGCUGGAGAACUACCGGAACCUGAUCUUUGUGACCUGUGAAAAGUCCUUUACCCAGUAUUCAUACCUUGUUAAUCAUGAAAGAAUGCAUAAUGGAGAGAGACUUUAUGAAUGUAAGGAAUGUGGGAAAGCCUUCAACUGGAAGUCAUACCUCAUUGGACACCAGAGGAUUCACACUGGAGAGAAGCCCUAUGAAUGUAAGGGAUGUGGAAAAGCUUUCAGCCAUAGCUCAGCCCUGAUAGCCCACCAGAGAGUUCACACUGAAGAGAAACCCUAUCGAUGUAAGGAAUGUGGGAAAGCCUUCAAAUGGAAGUCAGGCCUCAUUCAACAUCAGAGAAUUCAUACUGGAGAGAAACCUUAUCAAUGUAAGGACUGUGGGAAGGCUUUCAGCCAAAGUUCAGCCCUUAUUGCUCAUCAGAGCAUUCAUUCUGAAGAGAAACUAUAUAAAUGUAGGGAAUGUGGCAAAGCCUUCAACUGGAAGUCACCACUUAUUCAACAUCAGAGAAUUCACACUGGAGAAAAACCUUAUAAAUGUGGGGAAUGUGGGAAGGCCUUCAGCCAGAACUCAGCUCUUAUUGUGCAUAAGAGCAUGCAUACUGGAGAGAAACCUUAUCAGUGUAAGGAAUGUGGGAAGGCUUUCCACUGGAAUUCUUACCUUAUUCAGCACCAGAGAAUUCACACUGGAGAGAAACCUUAUGGGUGUAAGGAAUGUGGGAGAGCUUUUAGUCAAAGCUCAGCCCUAAGGGUACACCAGAGAAUUCACACUGGAGAGAAACCUUAUCAAUGUAAGGAAUGUGGGAAGGCCUUCAGUAGGAGUUCAGCUCUUAUUGAACAUCUCAAAGUUCAUACUGGAGAGAAACCUUAUAAAUGUAAGGAAUGUGGGAAGUCCUUUAAUAGGAAGUCACAUCUUAUUAGACAUCAGCAUUCUCACUGA
Gracilinanus agilis (Agile Gracile Mouse Opossum) is the source of this 1104-nucleotide messenger RNA. RefSeq names its product zinc finger protein OZF-like. Gene Ontology annotation, biological process: regulation of DNA-templated transcription. The record is from RefSeq and is a predicted model, not a curated record. The transcript is spliced from 4 exons. The coding region runs from base 1 to 1104 and encodes 367 amino acids. NCBI's taxonomy places the organism in Eukaryota, Metazoa, Chordata, Mammalia, Didelphimorphia, Didelphidae.